AUGGCGCGUUUCAAGUGCCGGCAUGCUGGCGAUUGGGGAUAUGAAAACGGUGCUCAGUUCAUGGACGCCGAGUACGAUCGUGCCUGCGGAAUGGUGAUGCCUGGAGCGCUCUGUGCACAACAGUAUGCUCCACAGCCCGAUCAGUCGGGGUGGCUGGAUCCUUACCAGCUGCCGCUGCCUGUAGUGCUGCUGCGUAGUGGCCACCGGAUGCCCAUGGACCAGCGAAGUGUGGACGUCCAUCGGGAGCAGGACGAGCACACGCCGCACCUGGCCGACAUUGGGCUUGGAAUUCCCAUCCAUACCCUUUCCAACUUCUUGCCCCGUGCCAAUGUGCGCUGGUGCAGUGAUGUGGACAGGGAGCAGGCCCAGUGCACUGGAAAAUGCGCAAAGGAAAAUCCAGAGACUGGAAAAGAAGAGCAGGUGCAAGACCUGCAGUCUGCCAUUGAGAUCUUGGAACAGGAGCAUCUGGCCAACCAGGAAGAGCUCUGCAGCUGCAAGGCAAGUGAUCAGUUCUUAUUCUCAGAAAAAGUUGAGAUGGGAGUUCCCCUGGAGAGGUGCAGCAAAGUGGAGCCACCGCUGGCAGGCCUAUGCGAUGCCGAGGAGCCAGUGACGACGGAGGGCGCGCCUCCAACUGCUGCGGCGCGGCCACAGCUGCCGCUCUGCAAAGACAGCGCCUCCAACGACCGGGACGGCCAUCCGUCUGGCGGCUUCCAUCUGGCUGCGCCGACACCCCGGUCUGAGCAGCGCCAGGAUGAAACGAUUGCAAAGCCUGCCAAAAAGCAAAGAAUCAGCAUCGGCAGCAACGACAGCACCUGCUUUCCCUCCGACGAUGAAGAGGAUUCCUGCGACGAUGAGCAGCAAUGCGGUGACGAUCGGCCAGCCUCGGCCCAGACAGAGGCUGCCGAUCGCCACGCUAUCGACGAGGGGAGGUCUACGGCUGAUGCGGCGUGCCAGACAGGCGGCGAGGACUGCACCGUCGGACCGCAGACUCGGCCCAAGGCGCUCGAAGGCAUCGAGGUCCGCGUCGGGGAAUGCUCUCCCUACGACCUCCAUGUGCCAAACCUGCUGCCGUAUCUGAGCGUGCAGGAGUUGCUGAGCUGGCGCCUGGUUUCGCGACGCACCAGAAGCCCCGAGGCCUUGCUAGAGCACUUGGAAGAGAUGGGCAGCAUGGCCCACGUCGGUUGUCGCUUUUGCGGAAACGGCGGAAGUGAGGGGCCGCAAUCCGGAGACAUCGUUCGCGGCAGCCUUCGGAGGCGAUGCCAAGCAGCAGAAGCUGUACGAGUGUCGGUGUUGGUGUAUGGCCUUAUCAUCCGAGAGACAGACACAUUUUGCCGAAAGCGAUGCUAA
This is a messenger RNA of Symbiodinium sp. CCMP2592, 1347 nucleotides long. NCBI's taxonomy places the organism in Eukaryota, Dinophyceae, Suessiales, Symbiodiniaceae. The record is from the annotation of a GenBank genome assembly.